GGUCGGCGUUGUGGUGUCUCUUCUUCUUCUUGCUCAACUCCCGACUCCGGCGAGCGAGGGUGGUGUAGCGGCGCACGGGCGGAGAGAGCUAUGAGCGGAGCGAGCGGCGCUCUGAGUAACCCACCGGCUUUCUCUUAUUUCUCCGGGUAGCGGCGAAUAACGCACACCGGCUACUGCCCGCCACGCCGCCGCCGCCGCCGACCGUCCUUCCGGCUGUCCAAGCGCUCGCACCUUGCUGUCGUCUCGGACUGGGUUCGACUUUAAGCCAUGUCUUGAGGCGGCGGGGUCCGCGGAGAUAUGAUGUCAGACUACCGGGAGGAUGGCAUGGACCUGGGGAGCGACGCCUCCAGUCGCUCUAGCUCAGAGUCCAACUCCAACAAGGUUACGCCAUGCUCCCCGUCCCUCGACCUGGCCACCCUGGAGGACUACAAAUCCUCCCCCUCCCUCGAUCUGGUCACCCUGGAGGACUACAAAUCCUCCCCCUCCCUCGAUCUGGUCACCCUGGAGGACUACGAGGAGGACGAGGAUUACCAGGAGUACAAGAAAAAAGUGAUAGAGGAGUGGGAGGACGAAUGCAGGGAGGACUACACCGCCCACCAGCAAACUGGCCAAGAGGAGGGUGGAGGAGUAGGGGGGCUGGUGGGGGUCGGAGGACCCGGCAGAGGCUUCCGGAAAGCUGUGAACAGCCGGAGCCUCGCCGAAGAGUUCCAGGACGUGAAGACCGUCCCACCGCUCCCCGCCCCUGGUGGACGCACCGCCACCUCGGUUGCGGCCGUCCCCGACGAACUGAAACAGAACGGCAACCUGAUCCUGCCCUCGAGCAACGCGCUCCACUCCCCUGGAGCCCUACAGGGGGGCACAGGGACUCCCAAGUCCAGCUACCGCACCUCUGACCAGGGCAGAGGGUGCCGUGGCAUUGGGGGCGGUGGCGGGGGAGGUGGAGGUGGGGGAGGAGGCGUUGGGGGGACAGUUGGGGGACGAAUGGGAGGGUACAGAGAAGAGGAAUAUGCAGAGGAAGAACCUCUGCCCACCAUGGACUGGGCGGCUCUGGAGCGACACCUGGCCGGGCUGCAGUGCCGAGAGCAGGAGAACCAAAACCUCAACCAGAACCAGAACCACGGCGUGGGCAAGACCAACUACACCUCAGCCCAGAAGAAUGAGAGGGAGUCCAUCAGGCAGAAACUGGCCCUGGGCAGUUUCUUUGACGAUGGGCCGGGCAUUUACACCAGCUGCAGCAAGAGUGGCAAGCCAAGUCUGUCCUCACGGCUGCAGAGCGGGAUGAACCUACAGAUCUGUUUCGUCAAUGACAGUGGCAGCGAUAAGGACAGCGAUGCAGACGACAGCAAGACAGAGACCAGUCUGGACACCCCUCUGUCCCCCAUGUCCAAGCAGAGUUCGUCCUACUCGGACAGAGACACCACCGAGGAGGACUCGGAGUCUCUGGAGGACAUGGACUUCCUGAGUCGGCAGAAGAAGCUCCAGGCGGAGGCCAAGCUGGCGCUGGCGAUGGCCAAGCCCAUGGCCAAGAUGCAGGUGGAGGUGGAGAAACAGAAUCGCAAGAAGUCGCCCGUGGCUGACCUGCUCCCUCACAUGCCUCACAUCAACGAGUGUCUGAUGAAGAGGAGCCUGAAGCCCACAGACCUGAGAGACAUGACCCUGGGACAGCUUCAGGUCAUAGUCAACGACUUGCACUCUCAAAUCGAGAGUUUGAACGAGGAGCUCGUGCAGCUGCUGCUGAUCCGGGACGAACUGCACAUGGAACAAGAUGCCAUGCUGGUUGACAUAGAGGACCUCACCCGGCAUGCUGAGAGCCAGCAGAAACACAUGGCUGAGAAGACCCCAUCCAAAUGAGAGGCCCAGCCCCGCCCCCCCCCCAAUCCCGCCCCAAAGGCAAAACGAAAAACCCUUGCUCCACCCCCACAACGAACUAGACAUUUCUCCCCUGCCGCUCCACCUCUAACCUUGUGUCCAUCCGAGUCCCACACCUUUGCCCCGUGUUUUUUGCUCCUCGCUGCUUCCCCUCCCUCUCCCCGUGUCUCUACUUCCUCUCCAGCCCACUGAGUCCAGCGGCGGCGGCGGCGGCAGCACAGAUGAAGGCCACUCCUUCCAUUUGCUUCUGUGGUUUGAUCCCAGCUUUAAGGAUAGAGGAGCACUUCCUGCUUCCUGGGAGAAGAGGAAACUGAUUGUGUGUUGUCAUGGAUACUGUCCCCAGCUUCCUGUGCAGUGAUCGGCCUUGCUUCGCUAUUGUUUCUUUCAAACUUUCUACAUUCGCCACUAAAUUAUAACUGUCAAAUGCAAAAAUUGUGGGGGGGGGGUGAAAUAAUAGUGAAAAAUUUAGUAGAAAGUCAGUCAUGAAAAAAAAAUGAGCAAUGUUGUAUAAAAAAAAGCAAAACAGUGGAAAACUAACUGCUUCAGACCAUUUUAAGUUGGACGGUAAUUUUAAAGUAUUUCAAAGUCAACCUGUUUUUAUUCUGCACAAACGGUAGUUUUCAACUGAGAGACGUUUAUUUGAAGGUGCUAAAAGAGUGUAAAGGAAAUAUGCCUGCCUUGUAGUGGAGUCGUAGCUUUUGGUAAUACGUUCACUCUAAUCGCUCUUCAACAUUUUGUGAAUGUUGAUUUUCAGACACAAGUCAUUUUAAAUGAAUAAGUGUGUUAAUAUCGUUUUCAUCCUACUGUAUUCAGAAUCUUUAUUUGAGGGAAGAAAUGUUUAUGUACAGAUAUGUAAAAUAAAG
Lampris incognitus (smalleye Pacific opah) is the source of this 2732-nucleotide messenger RNA. RefSeq names its product schwannomin interacting protein 1 (gene schip1). Bases 298 to 1851 code for a protein of 517 amino acids. NCBI's taxonomy places the organism in Eukaryota, Metazoa, Chordata, Actinopteri, Lampriformes, Lampridae. The record is from RefSeq and is a predicted model, not a curated record. The transcript is spliced from 8 exons. Gene Ontology annotation, biological process: positive regulation of hippo signaling. Gene Ontology annotation, cellular component: cell junction; plasma membrane.